Gorilla gorilla gorilla (western lowland gorilla) is the source of this 2618-nucleotide messenger RNA. RefSeq names its product solute carrier family 35 member F5-like. Gene Ontology annotation, cellular component: membrane. Lineage: Eukaryota; Metazoa; Chordata; Mammalia; Primates; Hominidae. The transcript is spliced from 9 exons. The record is from RefSeq and is a predicted model, not a curated record. The coding region runs from base 372 to 1175 and encodes 267 amino acids.
UGAACUGGGAGAUGGAGGUUGCAGUGAGCUGAGAUCGCACCAGUGCACUCCAGCCUGGGCAACAGAGUGAGACUCCAUCUUAUAAAAGGAAAAAAGAAGAAAAGAAAAAUUCCAUAUCUGAGUGUUUACUCCUGAGUUUUUGAGAUUGUUAUUAAGAUCGUGCUCUACUGUGAUGAUUUGGGUUUGUUUGAUAAUCAGAAAAAAGCAUAUUCUUCUGGGUGUUCAGCCACACUGCUUUGGUGUCACAACUGCACAUUGGUUUCACAGCUGCAGGACAAAUUCGAGCAUCUUAAAAUGAUUCAACAGGAGGAGAUAAGGAAGCUCGAGGAAGAGAAAAACAACUGGAAGGAGAAAUCAUAGAUUUUUAUAAAAUGAAAGCUGCCUCUGAAGCACUGCAGACUCAGCUGAGCACUGAUACAAAGAAAGACAAACAUCGACUUUUUACCUUAAUCCUUGCUGCAGUAUUUCCAAGUAACAGUGGAGAUAGAUUUACCCUUUCUAAACUAUUAGCUGUAAUUUUAAGCAUUGGAGGUGUUGUACUGGUAAACCUGUCAGGGUCUGAAAAAUCUGCUGGAAGAGAUACAAUAGGUUCCAUUUGGUCUCUUGCUGGAGCCAUGCUCUAUGCUGUCUAUAUUGUUAUGAUUAAGAGAAAAGUAGAUAGAGAAGACAAGUUGGAUAUUCCAAUGUUCUUUGGUUUUGUAGGUUUGUUUAAUCUGCUGCUCUUAUGGCCAGGUUUCUUUUUACUUCAUUAUACUGGAUUUGAGGACUUCGAGUUUCCCAAUAAAGUAGUAUUAAUGUGCAUUAUCAUUAAUGGCCUUAUUGGAACAGUACUCUCAGAGUUCCUGUGGUUGUGGGGCUGCUUUCUUACCUCAUCAUUGAUAGGCACACUUGCACUAAGCCUUACAAUACCUCUGUCCAUAAUAGCUGACAUGUGUAUGCAAAAGGUGCAGUUUUCUUGGUUAUUUUUUGCAGGAGCUAUCCUUGUAUUUUUUUCAUUUUUUAUUGUAACUCUCCUAUGCCAUUAUAAUAAUUGGGAUCCUGUGAUGGUGGGAAUCAGAAGAAUAUUUGCUUUUAUAUGCAGAAAACAUCGAAUUCAGAGAGUUCCAGAAGACAGCGAACAGUGUGAGAGUCUCAUCUCUAUGCACAGUGUUUCUCAGGAGGAUGGAGCUAGUUAGCUGUUUGUUGUCUGUAGCCCAGCUUGAUAAUGGAACUAUACAGCGAAGAGACAAUCUCUGGCAAGUUUUUGUAGAAAAAAUGUUUCAGUGCCUAGUCUGAAAAAUAACAGUUUCAGUUCUUCGAAACUCUAAAAUAUAUUUUUCUCAUACCUGUUUUCUUCAUUUUCAUAAUGAAGCACUUUGCUAUGUAGCUGUGUACAUAUCACUACAGUUAUAGGAAGUUUCAGUCUACAGUCCAUCCAAAGGACCAACCUGCCUUACACAUCUCAAGGAAUUCAGCUGUUGAAAUCAUUUGAACUAAUCAAGGAAUAAAUCCUAAUGUUCUGGGACUUUAUUUUCACAUGUUAAAUGCUGGAAUAUAUUAUGAAAAUGUUUUCAAGAAAUCACUUAAGUGUUCAUAGACCAGUAUUUCUGACAGGUAAAAUGCUAAAAUAAGCUACCUGUAAUAAGUGUGGAUUAUAUUUUUGGGUUUUGUAGAAUAUUGCAAAUUAACUACACAAAAAAUGUUUAAUUUAUGCAACAAGCAUGUUUGUGCAAAUUUCAUGGGACUUUAAAAAGAAUAAGUAUUUGAGAAAAUAUCUGGUUCACUUACACUACAUUUACUGUACUAUUCUUUUAUAGCAUUAGGUGCCUUGUAUUUUAAAUCUGUGACAAACCGUGGCAAAUUUUUAAAGGGGAAGUAUUAUUAUAAAAUGAAGAAAUAUGUAUUUCUAAAGGCUAUAUUGCUGUAAACUUAAUUGAUAAAGCUCUGUUUAAUUUAGAGUUUUGAAGAAAUAGUCUCCCUUCAAUUAAGAAAUUUUCAUAAUGGAAUGAUUUAAAUUGAAGUGACAAAGAGUAUUAUUAAAAUACAAUGUUUAUACGUGUAUUUGUGUAUUGUAGAUGUAUCAAGUGAUUUCUAAUUUUUUUCACAUAUGAAUGUGCCAGAUUACUCUAGAACUAGAUGUCUCUUCUUUAAAUAAUUUUAGUUUUCCUGAAUAAAUUUGUAAUGGUUAAAGUACCAAGUAAGUAAGGCGAGAAGGGAUUCUGUUUUUAAAAUCACAUCAGAACUUUUCCUCUACUAAGAUUAUAAAUUAAAUGUAAAAUACUCCUAAUUGCAAUUCUUAAACUUAGGCCUUACAUGUACUUAUUAUGCAACUGCUCCUGGACUCUAUUCACCAUAGAUAUCAGUAAACGUAUGUCCCAGGAUUCACAGGCUUUUGAUUAAUCAAUAUUCUUUUCAAGUUUUCUGUGUGAAGAGUUUAGUUCUCUUCAAAAUUUCUUAACUAAUCUGAUUUUUAAGAAUUCUCUUUGCAGUGUUUAGCUUCCUAUUCACAUUCUUAAAAUUGCUUUGGUGUUACCAUGAGUCUAAAAUGAAGUUUAGCCUUCCUUUUGUUUCAUUCUGAGAACUUCUAUAUUAUAUUACCUUUAAAAAUUGUUUAUGAUAUUAAAUUUAAAAUACAAACA